This is a messenger RNA of Ochotona curzoniae (black-lipped pika), 3762 nucleotides long. Its product is annotated as 14-3-3 protein gamma. The record is from RefSeq and is a predicted model, not a curated record. Gene Ontology annotation, biological process: signal transduction. Gene Ontology annotation, molecular function: protein kinase C binding. NCBI's taxonomy places the organism in Eukaryota, Metazoa, Chordata, Mammalia, Lagomorpha, Ochotonidae. Gene Ontology annotation, cellular component: cytoplasm. The transcript has 2 exons. Bases 268 to 1011 code for a protein of 247 amino acids.
CGUCACGCGGCGUGGGCGGGGCCGCAGGGGGUUGUCCGCCCGCGGCACGCACAGCAGCCGCAGCCGCCUCGCGCCCGGUCGCACGGUCGCAGCUCGUGCCGUCUCCUCCUCCUCCUCCUUGUCCUCGCCGCCUCGGCCGCCCCAGCCUCGGGCUUCGUGGGUCGGUACCUUCCGGCACACGAGUUCCAGCCGUAGCCGCUCCCCUCUCUCCGUCCUUCCAAAGCCCUUCAGGCCACUCCGGUCUCCUCCUGACCCAGCCCCGCGAAGAUGGUGGACCGCGAGCAACUGGUGCAGAAAGCCCGGCUGGCCGAGCAGGCGGAGCGCUACGACGACAUGGCCGCGGCCAUGAAGAACGUCACAGAGCUCAACGAGCCGUUGUCCAAUGAAGAACGCAACCUGCUUUCUGUGGCCUACAAGAAUGUCGUUGGGGCGCGCCGGUCCUCCUGGCGAGUCAUCAGCAGCAUUGAGCAGAAGACGUCCGCCGAUGGCAAUGAGAAGAAGAUCGAGAUGGUGCGUGCGUACCGUGAGAAGAUCGAGAAGGAGCUGGAAGCUGUGUGCCAGGACGUACUGAGCCUGCUCGAUAACUACCUGAUCAAGAACUGCAGCGAGACCCAGUACGAGAGCAAGGUGUUCUACCUGAAGAUGAAAGGGGACUAUUACCGCUACCUGGCCGAGGUGGCCACUGGCGAGAAGCGGGCCACCGUGGUGGAGUCCUCGGAGAAGGCCUACAGCGAGGCGCAUGAGAUCAGCAAGGAGCACAUGCAGCCCACGCACCCCAUCCGCCUGGGCCUGGCCCUCAACUACUCCGUGUUCUACUACGAGAUCCAGAAUGCACCCGAGCAGGCGUGCCACCUGGCCAAGACGGCCUUCGACGACGCCAUCGCCGAGCUGGACACCCUCAACGAGGACUCCUACAAGGACUCAACCCUCAUCAUGCAGCUGCUGCGCGACAACCUCACGCUCUGGACGAGCGACCAGCAAGAUGACGACGGCGGCGAGGGCAACAAUUAAGGCCCCAGGUGGACUCGCAGCGCACGCGGAUGCUACUACUGCAGUCUUUAUUUUUUUCCCAUGAGUUGGGGGUCGGGUGGGGGAGGGAGAGGGAGGGCUAACCUUCCCAGGGAGAAACCCACGACCUGUCCUGUCUUGGAUCGCCUCUUUGACAUUUUUGCCAAAUUACCACUAGUGGAAAGUCAGGCUAGCCGUGCUGGUGUGGGAGGAGCAGCCUCCCACGGGCCCACGGACUGCUCUGUAGAUGGAUGUGAGUGGAGCUGUCUCUAAGUUAACUUAUUUGCUAGGAAGAAGGGUUUAAGACGAAAAGCAAGCCUCAGUGGAGUGGCCCUCACUCAGUAAGUUCUGUGGUUCCAGUAAGGACUUCUCUGUACAUACGCUCUUGUCUUAAGUUUCUGGUACUUUCCAUCUCAUCUCUUUGAGCUGUGUGUGUUUUCAGGGUGUGCUCUACCUACCAGACAGGGAGACGGCCUGAACCCCAAACGCACAGACCCUGAGGAACGUGAGGUGCGUGCCUCCUGACGGUUUAGGCCUCGUUGGUUUUCGGCAGUCUUGGAUGAGUUGACAGUAUUAACACUAAAUCGCAGUUUACAGUAUUUCUACAUUACAGCCAUACGUAACAUCAAGCCAUCAACUGUGUGUUUUUCUUUGCUAGUUAUUUUGGCUUCACAUCCUUGUCCUGCCUUCUCCGGGUCGGUUUUGCUGUUUUCUCUGUCUCCCCAAGACUGGCCUGAGGAGAACCAAAGCUACAUCAGGCUUGGCAGCAGGUGCUCAGCAGGUGGCUGUGGGAAAUUUUUUUGGGGGGGGAGGGGUCCUUCUUUCCUCUUAAGGUAAAUCCACCACGCACACAAAAAAAUUAUUGAUCAUUUUAAUAGAAACAUAAAACACCACAAAAAUUGAGAAAAUUCAGGUCUGUAUGUCAUUUCUCGUGUUGAUUUUUUUUUUUUUCCCGGAGAAGGUCCUGCUUUUGAAGCAGCCACCAACCCACCUCAUCCCUCUUCCUCCCUGCUGACGCCAUAGGCUCCCUCCGUCUUCCCCACCUGUCCCUGGUGCCUCAGGGCCCACAGCCGGGCCCAGAAAGCUCCGGAGUGAGUUGGUGGGGUGGGGUGUGAAAAUUCAGGUGCUAGGAGAACCUGACAGGAGGGGCUCGCUCUGUUCAUCUCUGCCUCGUUCGUGUCCGUUCCUCCUACCUGAAAAGCAGGAAGGGAAACCAAGUCAUUGCCAGGUGACACAGGCAGGGCUUCGUGAUGAUCUUUGGGUUUUUUGGUUUGUUUGUUUUUAAUUAUUAUUUUUUGGAAAAUAGGAUUAAAAGAUGAGUUAAUUUUGGAGCAAGAGAUCUUGAAGACCAUGCCUACUGCCUUCUGAAAAAAAUUGUGGAAAAAUGCAUGUUAUCUUUUAGUUCCAUUUUUUUUCCUUCCCCCCCGGCAAAUGUCGACUCGAGUUUUCAGCGGUUUAUCACGAAGCAUGGCAGUCAGGGGUUCACUUUCUCUCUUGUGCAGUUGCACACAUCUUGGAAUUGAAGGAAAUGGCAUUACUCUUUCCAGAACCCUGUUGAGUUAGCUUUAGGCGUGUGUCUGUCUGUACAAACGUGACCUGUUGCAUGUGUGUUCAGGUGUGUGUGCGUGUGUUGUGUGUUUGGAAGUCAGUACCCGUGUGAACUCCCGAGCUAGGUAGCGACUCCAGGACUUCCUCUGCUGUGUCAGGCUAGCUCAGAUGUGAGCAGCGACGGGGGAAGAGGCUGGCAGGUGGAGCUCACCCGUAGGAGCGUGUUGGCGAGGAUACAGGGCACGGAAGAGGAGCGGGCACGCAUGUCGUUGGAGCUGUGGGGUCACGUGGGUGGCCCCUGCUCAGCUGGAGUGGAGGGCCCGGGGCUCUGCCCGAUCCAUCUUCGUGUCCACUGAGCAGUGUCCUUCCUGUAGCAUUUAAAAGUGAUUUACUGGAAUUACAAAACCUACCCUGUUUUUCCUUUCCAUUUCAGCUUUGGCUCUGGCUGCUUUUUUAGAUUUGCGCGAGAGAAAAACCCUAUCCGAGGGCUGGAAAAUAAAGGGGAUGGGAGACUUGGCAUUUAAGCAGCUCAAAAGGUUUCUUUCCUUUUCUUUAUUUUUAAAGAAACGCACUUGCCUAUGAUACCGUCUCUGGUGAAAUGAACACUCCUCCAUUACUCUCUUGAUACGAUAUUGUGCAUGCUAGUGUUGUAUUUCUAUACAGUAGCUUGAAAUUUAUUAACUUAUACUGUAGGUGUUACGUAUUCCUAUGACAAAAAAAAUUAAGUCUUCAAAAAAUUUUUUCUAAGGUUUUUUUUUUAUUUAAUUUUUUUCCUUUUGGGGGUAAAGUUUGCUCUAUCAAAUAGUGAUCGUAAGCAAUUGAUCUGUUUUGGUUGUUGCUAUAGUGACAUGCAGUUCUAUAUUUUGUUUUCUUUUUCUUUUUUUUUUUUUUUUAAGGGGGGGAGCAAAAGAAACACCAGUGUUAGCUUAAUCUCGAUGUCUGGUGUUUGUCAUGGUGACAUUAUAGCUAUUGCCGUGUCGGGGGCCGCCGCGCGCGCCCCCCGAGUGCGCCUGUGCUUCUUGUCCUGGUCCGCGGUGAACUCUCUUCAAGGUCUAAUCAGUGAUUUUUUUUCUCCAGCUCCGUGUUUCUCUAAGGAAUUCUUUCCCACACGGACCAUUCUUAGCAGUUUUCCUCAGUGAUGGAAUAUCAUGAAUGUGAGUCAUUAUGUAGCUGUCGUACAUUGAGCAAAUAAACUUACAGAUCUGA